Messenger RNA from Aspergillus ruber CBS 135680, 1896 nucleotides. RefSeq lists its product as uncharacterized. Gene Ontology annotation, molecular function: glycosyltransferase activity. NCBI's taxonomy places the organism in Eukaryota, Fungi, Ascomycota, Eurotiomycetes, Eurotiales, Aspergillaceae. Gene Ontology annotation, cellular component: membrane. The transcript has 2 exons. The coding region runs from base 74 to 1582 and encodes 502 amino acids. The record is from RefSeq and is a predicted model, not a curated record.
ACGAAGUGCUGUGCUUGCUAUUUGUUUUUAUAUCUGAUCAGGAUCAUUGAAUCAAUCUAUAACCUCAAAAGCUAUGGCCUCUGGGCUUGUACAAAUUUAUCUUUCCAUUCCUGGUCGCAAUACCAUGCAUUUCACGCGUUUACUUUCUCGUUGGAUCGUUACAUUUUCUUUCCUCGUCUUAUUAUUCAUAAUUAUGAUUGUUGCUCUGUGUCAGCAAAAAUCUAGGGAAUGGAUUCUGGACCAUGAGAGUGAGCUCCCGCCGCGAAUCCCAUUCAUGCUAGAUAGCGCGGAUCGGCAAUACCUAGGGCACAUGGACAGAAAUCCAUCGUUGAUUGAAGAAAUUCCUUGUGCGGAGAAUGUACCAUGUUGUAAUAUUCCAACAUCAAGAAUACCCGAGUUCCAGGUCGUGUUCAAAAUGGGGGCAUCAGAGCCAAUAGAUCGAGUGUACUCAAACCUGAAUCAUACGUCCAAGUGCAUUCCAAAUGUACUUGUGGUCUCUGAUAAAGAACAGAAGAUUGGACGCUUCCAUGCCCACGAUGUCAUUGACAAUCUGCCUUCGUGGUAUCGAAAACAUAACAAAGAGUUUAAGGAUUAUGAUAAUCUCAACAAGCCCGAUACCGAUGCAAGCUCUAUAUCCUAUGCCAACGGACACCGGCUUGACAAGUUUAAGUUCUUACCAAUGAUCGAGUAUGCCUAUGAGAAAAACCCAAACGCGAAGUGGUUUAUCUUCCUCGAAGCGGAUACUUUUAUUUCUUGGAACAAUGUGUUUCAGCUGCUGGAUCAAUACAAUCAUAGCCUACCUUUAUAUUUCGGCUCACCAGCCCCAGGGCGAAUCCUCCCAGAUGGCAAGAAGACAUGGUUUGCUCACGGGGGCACUGGUUAUGUUCUGUCUAGUGCGGCAAUGGAACUGCUCGUUUCGAGGACAGACUCAUUAAACGGGCAAUAUCUGCCACGAUUGAGCGAGCAGUUCGAGACUCUUAUUAAGGAAGACUGCUGUGGCGACUCAGUUCUGGGUUAUGCACUAGCCUGGAAGGGAAUCCCUUUGACUGGGCUUACUCCCAUGUUUAAUCCACAUUCAUUGCAUAUGCUUUCAUUUUCUACGGAGAGCUGGUGUAUUCCAAUUAUCAGCAUCCACAAGGCCCAGGGGCAAGAUAUUUCUGGACUUUCAGACUUCGCCGCAGCUAAAAACAAAAGCUUCCCUAAAAAUUCAUCGCUCCUUUAUGGAGAUCUUUUCGAAUACCUUCAACUUUCUCACAUCGAUGUCCUGGACAAUUGGGAUAAUACAGCUCUCGUUCCGCUAUUGGAGGUCGAGUCUAAUUUAGCACAUGAGUCUUUUGCUGCCUGUGCUGAGACCUGCUAUAAUCACACAGACUGCUUUCAGUUCACAUAUAAAAGCUCAUGGAGAUCUAAACAAUGCUUGCUCACGAGUGAUAUUAAGCGAGGGCAAAGAAAGGUACCUGAGCUUAACAGGCGUGGGCGGAACACCUAUGUAUCAGGUUGGGAUAUUGGUAAAAUCCAGAAAUUUGCGGAUGCAAAUCGAUGCGUUGAUGCGGAAUGGGCUCUACCAGGUAUCAACCAUUGAAGGUCGCCAAGGAGCCAUAUUUUGCCCCAAGGACCUCAUACGAAACUGCGCUAUGAGACUAGUGUAAUGGACUAUGACACUUGUAUUGGAUAAGAUUAACUUAUUAAUGACCUAGAUGAAAAGUGCCGAGCACCCAACUUGACAUAAUUUCUCGUAGUAGAUGGUGAAAAUGUGGGCCGCAUCAACUUGAUCCCAAAUGUCAAAAUUUGCCGCAUCAUUAACCUCAUCUGAAACAACACAUUCUUGGUCUUUUUCCCACACUCUAUUUAUGAAAGUAUCAUCCUGAGGAGCAUGAAAUAGGUAAGUGGACGGGC